CAGCCCAGCUGGCUGAUGGUCGGGAGUGUUUUCAUACGGAGCUGUGCAAGGCAAAGGAACUCUCCUCUUCGUUUCGGGCAAAAUUAAUGUCACAAUACUAGUGUUGUUGGCAUGAUUGGGUUCGAGACCAGUGCCUAUGGCGGAGCGCGGUGAGGGGACCGCAGGGGGGUCACACUCACAAGCCACCACCAGUGGGGCCCACACUGCGGCAACCAGGAAUAGAAAUCAGCUGGUUGGGUCAGUAGUGGAGGGGUUGGAGGCUUUCGGGAGUCCCCUACCCCUACGCAAGCGCAAGAUUGGUAUCACCGAGGUGGUGCACACAAAGAGGAGAAGCAGCGACGGUCCACAGGAACCCUCGGGAGGAUUUAGUAGCAUUACGUCCAACACAGCAGGUGCAGGUGGCACCGCGAGCAAGAGGCAGAGAUACACCAGCAACAGUAGCAACAGUGACGCACGUUACGCAGAUAGUGGCGAUUGUGGCGAUUGUGGCUUGGAGAGCCCGGCAAGCAAGCGUCAGCGCCGGAGCAGUCACGUAGAGAGCCGGAGCAAUUCAGCUGCCAGCCUGGCCGCCAACGCACCCAGCACAACCACUCGGAACCAGGCAGCAUUGGUGGACACAGAAAAGUCGCCUGGGGGUGGUGGAAUACUAAAAUCAUAUCCUCUGCGGAACCGACUGCGUCUGAGCGACGGUGGUGGAGGAGGAGGUGGAGGUAGCGGUGGAAGUAACCCGCUCACUGCUGGGCGGCUGGAGCAGCAGGGUCAGUCACAGUCUUUGCCGUCAUCACCAUCGUCCCAAGGUGUUGCCUUCUUGGCCGACACCUUCAGGAGGCUGAGAGAGUCACGACGAUCGUCACAGGAACAAUCUGCGACCAGUAAACGAAACGCGACGCAGACUAAAGAUUCUAGACAGUCAGGAGGAACUUGGAAGAGAACGCACGGAACGAAAAAAUCGCCCCUUUCUUCUAAACGUAGCAGUCGCAGUAAAACCAACAACACGGGGUCGUGUGCUAGUAGCAGCCAGCACUCGUCGAGAGGGUGCGGGAAGGUGAGCUUUGGCAGCAGUGGCUCAGGCAUGUCUGGGUCACAUGGUGGCCAUGAGGGUUCGUCCACAUCAUCAUCAGGCCCCCCACAGUCCUCGCCCCAUGGUGCUUGCUCCACCACAGGUACUCCAGGAACCUCCAGCUUAACUGGAGUACCACCAGCCACCACCACAGCCUCUGCUGCUCUUCAUGCAGCACCUUCCACCUCCACCACCUCUGGCCUGCUACCUACAGCGUCUCUGGCUACGCUAGGAGCCAUAGGUGGUGGAAGUAGCAGUGGAGCAAGUGGUGGAGGCCUAGCUGGCAGCAUUGGAGGACUCAUGGGUGCACCUACAGAUAGUGAAAGUGAGGAAAAUGAGAUGGGACGGUUAGAAACUCUGUUGGCAUCGCGUGGUCUUCCUCCUAGCCUGUUUGGGGCAUUAGGACCUCGCAUGCAACACAUUUUACAUCGCUCAGUUUCUUCUUCCAUUAAUUCCAAAGCCCAGCAGCUCCUUGUAGGCCUGCAGGCAAAUGGAGAGGAAAGUGAGCAGCUUCAAGCAGUGAUAGAGAUGUGUCAGCUGCUAGUAAUGGGCAAUGAAGACACACUGGCAGGCUUCCCCACCAAGCAAGUAACUCCAGCACUAAUUAACUUGCUUAACAUGGAGCACAAUUUUGAUAUGAUGAAUCAUGCUUGUAGAGCCUUAACCUACAUGAUGGAGGCUCUGCCCAGGUCUUCAGCCGUUGUGGUGGAUGCUGUACCUGUGUUCCUAGAGAAGCUGCAGGUCAUCCAGUGUAUGGAUGUUGCCGAACAGUCGCUCACUGCCCUUGACAUGCUCUCCCGCAAGCACUCCAAGGCAAUAUUGCAGGCUCAUGGGGUGUCUGCCUGCCUAACGUACAUAGACUUCUUUUCCACUGGAGCUCAACGUGCGGCUCUGAGUAUCACGGCCAACUGUUGCCAGAACCUCACAGCUGAUGAGUUCCACUUCAUCGCAGAGUCUCUUCAACUCCUGUCUACAAGACUCACUUCACAGGGAGACAAGAAAUGUGUGGAGAGCGUGUGCUUGGCCUAUAGUCGACUGGUAGAUUGUUUCCAAAAUGACCCGAACCGCCUUCAAGAAAUAGCUGGCCCUGGCCUUCUUUCCAACAUUCAACAACUACUAGUCAUGUCCCCACCCGUGUUAAACAGUGGAACAUUCAUCAUGGUCAUACGAAUGUUGUCCCUUAUGUGCAACAACUGUCCUGAACUGGCUGUGCAACUUCUCAAAAACAAUAUUGCACAUACAUUGUGUUACCUCCUCACCAACUCAACAGAACCUCCUGGGGAACAAGUAGAAUUAGUAUCUCGUAGCCCUCAAGAGUUGUACGAGAUCACAUGUUUAAUUGGAGAGUUGAUGCCUAUGCUUCCUUCUGAUGGCAUCUUUGCAAUUGAUGGGGCCUUGCAGCGACCUUCAGGUUGUGCUCAGGAUACGGUUAUGUGGCAAUGGCAAGAUGAGAGAAAUACCUGGCAGAAUUACUCUACAAGUGACUCCAGAAUAAUUGAGCAUUCUCACCAGUCAGGGGAGGAUGAAAUAAGCCUAUGUAUUCAAGGCCGUGCCUACACCAUAGAUUUUCACUCGAUGCAGCAAAUCAACGACAACUCUGGCAACAUGCGGCCUGUUCAGAGGCGCAUGGUGCCUGUAGGCUUAGGCGGAACUGUGCUUACGGCAACUCAGGCUACAGAUGCUAGAGCAAAGUGCCUGCGUGAAGACUCGGAGUUGGCAUCCAAUCUCAUCCGCUCUUUGUUUAGUUUGUUGUAUGAAGUGUACAGCUCUUCUGCGGGACCAGCUGUGCGAUACAAAUGUUUACGCGCACUGUUGAGGAUGGUGCAAUUUUCCAGUCCUGAUCUUCUGCAGCAAGUGUUGAAGAGUCAGAGUGUUUCAUCUCACUUGGCCACUAUGUUAUCAUCCCAGGAUUUAAAAAUAAUUGUUGGAGCCAUUCAAAUGGCAGAGAUCCUCAUGUUAAAGCUGCCAGAGAUAUUUGCAAUAUACUUUCGCCGUGAAGGAGUUAUGUAUCAAAUAAAGCGGUUAUGUAAUCCGAAUGCCACCCUGGGAGCGCCGACUGCUAAAUGGAGCAGCCCCGAGCUAUCCUUAGGCUCUGGUCGGGGUGGGACUCCAAACUCUGCAAGCCCACUGCUGACAGGCCGUCCAUUUAAUGGUAACUGCUUGGACUCGACUCCAUCUCUCCCUACACCUCCUAGCCAGGACGAUGAUAAACUACAGAGCCCAUCACAACUGAGACUCUAUGAUGUGCUCAAGCGCAAGCGUACUGCCCGCAUGCGUAGUGGGAAUUCGAGAAAAAAUAGGCAAGAAGAUUCCUCACCAUCAUCAUCAUUCAGUGAAUUCUUCAUGAAGAAUGCAGGCUUGGGGGGAGGUCGAGACACCUGGAAAGUGGCUAGUCGUAACAACAGCAGUAAUUCCACAACUAGUGGGGGUAGCAGUAAGUCGUCCUUCCUGGCCAACUUCAACCCCACACGCUGGGGAAGAUGCAACCCUGCCACUUCCACUCCCUCUCAUGAAUCGCCUGCUGGAAAGGGUUUCUUUAUAUUGGAAUAUCAACAGGACAAAUUAGUUAGUAACAAUGUUAGCAGUGGAAGCAGCAGCAAUAAUAAGGAAGUGGUGCGAGUGUGGGUGAGGGAGCAGGCAGAGCGACUCAAUCAGCAGUUCUUCUCAAAUGAAUUAACUGUACAAGGAGCUUAUCAUCCUGCCCUUAGUGUAUUAAAUAGACUUAUGACAGCUCUUCGGCAAUUGGAAAAAGAGUUACAGCCUAACUGUGCAGUUGAGGCCUUAAGGGAAAUCAGCAGGAUUGUUAGCGAGAGUGAUAUCAGUCCAUUUGAAGUGAUCCACUCUGGGUUGGUUCGUAGUCUAUUGACCUACCUCACUGCCACGGAGAAUUCAACUCUGACUCUGUCCUUCACCCACGAUGGAGCCAUAUUGACCAGCAUGGGUGGGCUGGGUAGUAGCUCAGAGAAUGGAAGCCUCACGGCACCCGUCAACAUAAGCACACCACGGGAAACCAGACUCAGGAAUUUCCUUCAUGUCUUCCUUGGAUGCACAUUGAAUCCACUAAGCCUAGGCACUGUGGACACCAGUCACAUUGCAUUGUUCAGUGCUCUGGUGACAAAGCUCAAUGGCUGCGUCAAUCAACUGGAGCAGUUUCCAGUUAAGGUCCACGACUUACCGGGUACUGCUCUUUCGGGUUUGGGUAGAGGAGGGUCGACAUCGGCCAUCAAAUUCUUCAACACACACCAGCUUAAGUGCAACUUACAACGUCACCCAGACUGCACAAGAUUAAGACAGUGGCGUGGAGGACCAGUCAAGGUUGAUCCCUUGGCUCUGGUGCAAGCCAUUGAGCGUUACUUGGUCAUCAGAGGUUACGGUCGACUCAGGGAUGAAGAUGACGACAACUCCGAUGAUGACAACUCGGACGAAGACAUCGACGAUACUUUGGCUGCUGUGUCAGUUAACCAGAGUUCUUCAAGUCACAAGCUACAGUUUGUCAUCAAUGAACAUGUCUUGCCAUACAACAUGACUGUCUACCAGGCAAUUAGACAGUUCUCAUCACCCUCCGAUGCCAGUGCCUCAGAAGCAGACACUGAUACGGAGACUCCAGUUUCUCACUCUGCCAUCUGGCUACAAACUCACACUAUAUACUAUAGACCCGUUCAAGAAGAGGAACAAAGUCGGAGUUCAGGAGGAAGAAAGGGGAAGGCUGGAGGAUCCAAAACCAGCCCAAAGAAGAAAGCUGACACCCAUGUUGGAGAUGGAAGCAUUGUGGGAGGAAAUAAUAGUGUUCUAGACCAGUACCUGACUUUUAAUCUUCCGGCUAGUGUGACUGUCUUUGAUCCAAGUAUUGAAGUGUUGGCUCUACUGCGUGUCCUUCAUGCCCUGAACAGACAUUACGGCUCCCUCUACCCCCCAGCCUGCUACCCGUCCCCUCUACCCACUGCUGAAUUCACAAAUCUCAAAUUAACAGCUAAAGCAAAUAGACAGUUGCAAGAUCCCUUGGUUAUAAUGACAGGAAAUGUUCCACCGUGGUUGCCUCAAAUUGCUUAUGUUUGUCCGUUCCUGUUUCCAUUCGAGACCCGCCAGCUGCUCUUCUAUGCAGUUUCUUUCGACCGUGACCGAGCCUUACAACGACUCAUGGACUCGUCUCCUGAGCUUAAUUCUGUUGACAGUAGUGAAAGAGUUACCCCAAGACUUGAAAAACGCAAGAGAACUGUGUCUCGUGAUGAUAUUCUCAAACAGGCCGAGUCUGUGAUAAGUGAUUUAGCUUCCUCAAGAGCCAUGUUAGAAAUUCAGUACGAUAAUGAGGUGGGGACAGGUUUAGGGCCAACCUUAGAGUUUUAUGCUCUUGUUUCUAAAGAGCUCCAGAAGGCAGACUUAGAGUUGUGGCGUGGUGAAACUGUUACUGUGGAAGAGAGAACUGAAGAUAAUCCUGGAAAAGCGGUGAAGUAUGUUAAUGCCAGCAAUGGCUUGUAUCCGUUGCCUGUACCCAGAAAUAUGAAAUCUGCACACAUGACUAAAUUAAGAACAAAAUUUAGAUUCCUUGGAAAGUUCAUGGCAAAAGCUGUCAUGGAUUCAAGAAUGCUGGAUUUGGGCCUUCAUGAGUGUGUAUACAAAUGGCUGUUGAGUGAGGAAUGGUCCCUGGGUCUAGGUGAUGUAACUUCACUUGACCCCACACUGGGACACACACUAGAUCGCCUUCACUCCACUGUGUUACAAAAGAGGCGGGUCGUGGUACAGGCUGAGCAGGAAGGAAUCUCGGGGGCAGAGCUUCAGGGUCGACUGGAUGCUCUGACAGUAGACGGCUGCAGUGUGGAGGAUCUAGCACUGACCUUUACAUUGCCCGGCUAUCCUAACAUAGAGUUUAGAAAGGGGGGCUCAGAUAUAUCUGUUACUAUCAACAACCUUGAUCAGUAUCUGCAGCUGGUGAUAGAAUGGUUAGUGCGGGAAGGAGUGAGAAGACAAAUGGAAGCCCUCCGGGAAGGAUUUGAAUGCGUGUUUCCGUUGACACAACUCCACGUCUUCUACCCGGAGGAGUUGGAACAACUGUUCUGUGGCUCCUCAGAUGUAUCACAGUGGGACAUGAAGCAGCUUGCCGAGUGUUGCCGUCCCGAUCACGGCUAUACGCACAAUUCUCGAGCAGUCAAGUUCCUGUUGCAAAUAUUGUCUGAAUAUACACCUGCUCAUCAGAGAUCUUUCUUGCAAUUUGUUACAGGUUCACCCAGGCUUCCUGUUGGAGGUUUUAGAAGCCUAACCCCAGCACUCACUAUUGUGAGAAAGACGUUUGAGGCUGGAGAGAAUCCUGACGACUUCUUACCCUCUGUGAUGACUUGCGUUAACUACCUGAAACUACCAGACUACUCCAGUAUUGAUAUUAUGCGUGCCAAAUUGGAGAUAGCAGCCAGAGAGGGUCAGCACAGCUUCCACCUCUCAUAGGAUGAACUCUGACAGACUAGCAAGCUGAUGCUCAACCCACCAAUUUUUGGGCUUCACAUUGUGAUAUCCUAUACAGUUUUGUUUUGGUGCAUUGUGUCCAACAUCAAAUGUGUUGUCAAGGUAAAGUGUGACAAGAGACAGUGAAGAAAAGUGGAACACUGUGUCGUAUUUUCUGCUCAUAAAACCUUAUUGCCAGAUGGCAAAGCAUUUAUUGAAAAGUCAUGGUAGUGAUGAUAAUUAUGAUUUGUGAUUUCUAUAUCAUUCCUGGGGAUGUAUUCUUACUUGUGCCUGGUGACAACUUGUCAAGAGUUCUCCACCUUCUCAUGGCCCUCACCUCAACAGUACAGCCUAAUUUAUUAUGUAUUUGUAGCUGCUCAGCUCUUACUGACUCGGGGGUAGCAAGACCCCUGCAGCUGGUUAAGUGUUUAGCAUCUCCAUACCUCAUGAAAAAUUAUUAGACUUUAGCAAAUUGAAUAAAUAUUUGGACAUCUUUCUACAUCAGUGCUUUAUUUUUAGCCUUGUAUUGUUUUUCAGACACAAUAGAUUUGGAAAAAUUCUCUAGUACCCAUUAAAAAUGAACUGUGAUAUCCCCAUUUUUCAGGUUUCCACAAGCAGCUUUGCUUACAUCCUCUGGUUUCAGUUGCCACCAUUUAAUGACUGAUGUUGGGCACACUGGAGAACUAGGAUCCCAGCAUUUUCAACUUAGACCACAAAUCAUUAAUUCCUUUGAGUUAUUCAGAUGAAGACAUAUUUUACUGAGCAUUAGAAUGUUACCCAUUACUUGAUCUCGUCAUUGUUUCCAUUUGGAGAAUGUUAAGUCUUUUGUUUGUUUCUUUAAUUGCCCGCCUUAUGGUAUACCAUACAAGUGUGGGUCAUUGUUAGAAUUUUGAGUUUAUGGUACUGUACAUAUAAUUUGCUCAUUGUAAAUGAGAACCCAGAACCCGAAGGCAAUUUAGUUUGGUUAGUGUACAAUAACUUGAACCAUCACAUUAUGUUGGGGGACCCUUCUCACUAACAUUGCUUAUGAAUAUCAGUCCUAGUCAUUUGAAAGAGCGUCACAAUGGUUAUAAUUGUAUUUUGUUUAGGUUUGUAGACAAUGGUUUAAUAAGGCCAAGAAUGCAUUUCUUCAGUUAAUGUAUAAAUUGAAGUUAAGACAAUUCACACAGACAAAAAUACAUUAUUUAUGGAACAUUUUGUUUUACCAUGCUCAAUUUUUUUUAUAUCAACUUCAGUUCAAUUUUUCUGGUAAAAACUGCAGGUCAGUGCAAAAGCAAGAAUGGGCAUUAUUAGUAGUGUUUAAAAAAGGAUCGGGUAUCUUUGCAAUGUAGUGUACUCCUCCUAAUGUCGUUACUGUAUCUUCAAAAUUGAUUUUGGUUUCAAUUGAGGUAUAGUUUUAGUUUUGUCAGUAUUUCUAAAGGUACAGUUUAGAUGUUGGUGGGGCUACCAGAAUAUUAAACCAAAUAUAUUUAAGUAAAUAACUUUUUAUAAUAGUUGUUUGACCUUGACUGGUUCAGGAGGACACAAGUUUAACAUUCACAUGCCACAUGGAUUAGAACACAAGGAUAACUUAUGGCAGUUGGAAAGCAUAAAGCUAAGCAUUAUUGAAGGCUGAGCCUGGCUGUAGAGUGAAGACUGGUUAUGCAUUCAGCCAACAAACUAAACUGAAAAAAGUUUGUAUUUUUUUGGUUACAUAAUCACCGGUCAUUAUCUUUUUUCUCAUGUUUUUCUACCAUCUGCAGUAUUGAGUUCAUUUUCUUUUGCCUUUGGGUAUUAUUGUGUUAUUGAGACACCUGCUGGAUUGGCCUUAAACUGCUCUCAAAUUUUAUAUAUUUUUGUUAAAUGGAAUAUUUUUUAUUUAUUAUUGAUAGUAUUCUUUGGCAAUCAGUUUGACAGGUGUGGAGUCGUGAGUGUUUUCAGGUAUACAGGAAAUGUAUAAGUGUAAUGAGGAAUUGUCUUGGGCUUGUGUGACAGUCGUGCUUUCUUUGGUACAGAACAGGAAAUUGCCUUGAUACUAUUGAAAGCUAUUUGGUAGGUCAUGUCUCUACACCUGUCGUUCUGAGCUGGCCCAUAAAUUGAUGCUCCCGGCAUGUCCAUUGUAUGUAUUGUGAGUACAUGUCAUGUUUAUCAGUGCCUACCUUAAAUAUCAGAUUGAUGUAUAUUAUAAGUAUAUUCAGAAAUCACAUAACUGUAAUACACAGUACAUAAUAGUUUUUACAGAAUACAAAAUGUGAUAAUGUAAUCAGUACCCAAGAACAUGUCGCUAUGAAUGUGUAAGCUAAGUUUUUGUAUUUGCCUUGUGAACCUCAGUUGAUUAUUGGUAGUAACUUUUGUGAUAGUACUUUUUUUAGUCACUUUCUUUUUGUGUGUAAUUGAGUAUUAAAUUCAGCACAUAU
Molecule: messenger RNA, 8889 nt
Organism: Homarus americanus (American lobster)
Lineage: Eukaryota; Metazoa; Arthropoda; Malacostraca; Decapoda; Nephropidae
Gene: ctrip
Product: E3 ubiquitin-protein ligase TRIP12-like
Exons: 32
Coding region: 137-6496 (2119 amino acids)
Biological process (GO): DNA damage response; proteasome-mediated ubiquitin-dependent protein catabolic process; regulation of double-strand break repair
Cellular component (GO): nuclear speck
Molecular function (GO): ubiquitin protein ligase activity; zinc ion binding
Source: RefSeq, a predicted model, not a curated record